CCCAGCAGAAAGGUUGGAGCAGAGCAACUAUAAAUACAGCGAUUCCCACCAUCCAUUCUCCCUCACCAAAAAUAAAGUAGAAUCCAUAGCUAAUUUCGGAGAAUUAGAGCUUCAUCAAUGGCUACCAAAGUGUAUAUUGUUUAGAUUUCUAUGGGGGUGUUGGGGACUGAAGGAAUGCAGUGGAGGAGAAAAGGAGCUGCAUCUGUUGAAGGUGUUGAAGCCAAAUUAUGGCAGGUCCCUGAGACCCUUUCAAAAGAGAUUCUUAGUAAGAUGCGUGCUCCACCAAAGAGUGAUGUACCAGUUAUUAAACCUCCCGAACUUGCCAAGGCUGACGGGUUUGUUUUUGGCUUCCCAACAAGAUCUGGAAUGAUGGCUGCUCAGUUUAAAGCAUUUUUGGAUGCAACUGGAGGUUUUGGGAGCACACUACAACUUGCAGGGAAGCCUGCUGGUAUCUUCUAUAGCACUGGAUCUGAAGGGGGUGGUCAGGAGACAACCGCGUUGACUGCAAUCACUCAGCUUGUUCACCACGGAAUGAUAUUUGUUCCUUUUAAAAACACCUUUGGUGCUGGAACUUAUGCUGGAGCUGAAUCAGGACAGGCAACUGACCUUGAGUUGGUGCAGGCUUUCGACCAUGGGAAGUCCAUUGCCAGCAUUACAAAGAAACUCAAGGGAGUUGAAACGUGGAAGUCCCCAUGUUGCUGGAACUUAUGCUGAAGAUGGAUCAAGACAGCUAACCGAGCUUGCGUUGGCAGCAUUACAAAGAAACUCAAGGGAGUUGCCUGAUUACACAGUUCACUAUAAAGCUGCAAUUCCUUCCCCUUUUUUUCACUAUUCCUACAAGUUUGAAAAAAAAACAAUAAUUCUUGUAGUUGUUCAGCAUUUGCUUGUAGUAUGUGUUACACAUUUACAGUUGUUUUCGACUUUUCUUUAAUGAUAAAGUUUGCUCAUUUUGUCCACACCAUUUGCUUGUUCAGUAUGAUGAACCAUCAAUGUAGCUUUGCUUUUUGCUUUCUUUCAAUGAUAUUUUCCAGCUUGUUGAAGGAGCCAGCACAUUCUUAGGCUCAAACAAUGUUAUAC
Molecule: messenger RNA, 1077 nt
Organism: Rubroshorea leprosula
Lineage: Eukaryota; Viridiplantae; Streptophyta; Magnoliopsida; Malvales; Dipterocarpaceae
Source: the annotation of a GenBank genome assembly